AAACAGGCUAAAUAUGGAGCCACAAAAAUGCUAAAUCCAAUCCACUAUCCAAUUUACUUUCACGUUUUCACGUCUGCUCUUCCGUGGUCCUCCUGUGUCCACGACCCGCCGAAUUCCGUUGCUGGAAAAGACACCGUGACACCUACUUACACCUAAUUUAAUCAUGCCUACUGUGGGAGUUAAAGCCGCCUUACUCUUCGAUGUGCUGGGAAGAACAUACACGGAAGAGGAGUUCGCGGAUCUGUGCUUCGAGUACGGCCUGGAGCUUGACGAAGUGACGAGCGAGAAACAGAUGCUGUCCAAAGAAAGGGGAGAAGACAAAUCGGAAGGAGCGUCCGAGGAAGUGAUCUUCCGCAUCGACAUUCCGGCCAAUAGGUAUGACCUGCUCUGCCUGGAGGGAAUUGCAAGAGCCCUGCUUAUAUUCAAGGGAAAGAUUUCCUCGCCACGCUACCUGGCGACCACUCCCGACGCCUUGCAGACGAUCACGGUGCUUCCAGACACGGCGCGAGUGCGUCCCUUCGUGGUGGCGGCCAUCUUGCGCAACCUGCGCUUCACCAAGGACAGCUACAACAGCUUCAUCGAUCUGCAGGACAAGCUGCACCAGAACAUCGGAAGGAAGCGCUCCCUGGUGUCCAUCGGAACCCACGACCUGGACACCAUAGAAGGCCCUUUCCGGUACGACGCCAGAGCGCCCGAGGACAUUCGCUUCGUGCCCCUGAACGACACUGUGGAACGGACAGCCAAAGAACUCAUGGAGCUCUACGCCAAGGACAGCCACUUACGGCACUACCUGCACAUCUUGAGGGACAAGCCGGUCUACCCCGUCAUCCUGGACAAAAAUGACACCGUGCUCUCUCUGCCACCCAUCAUCAACGGAAACCACUCCAAGAUCACCCUUGACACCAAGAAUGUCUUCAUCGAGGUGACCUCCACAGACCUACACAAGUCCAAGGUGGCUCUGGACACCCUUGUCACCAUGUUCAGCCAGUACUGUGCGACACCUUUCGUCGCCGAGAAAGUGCAAGUGGUGAUGCCCGACGGAACUACCUCUGUGCAUCCGGAACUAAAGUAUUGGGAAAUGGACCUCAAGGCCAGCCAGGCUAACAAGUUUCUUGGCAUUGAGAAGAGCGAGUCCGAGCUGGCACGCCUGCUGACGCGAAUGGGGCUGGGCGCCAAGGAGGGUGGUGGCGGCACACUGAGGGUGGAGAUCCCACCUACGCGCCACGACGUGCUGCACGUGGCGGACCUCCUGGAGGACGUGGCGGUGUCGGUGGGCUACGACCAGAUACCCCGGCACCUGCCGCCCACGGCCACCGUGGCCAGGCAGUUCCCCCUCAACAAGCUCACCGAACAGCUGCGCUCGGAGCUGGCUCAGGCCGGCUUCACCGAGGCACUCACCUUUGCUCUGUGCUCCAAGCUGGACAUCUCGGACAGAAUUCUGAAGCCCGAGGGGGACAAGAUUGCGGUUCACAUUUCCAACCCCAAGACUCUGGAGUUCCAGGUGGCGAGGACGACCCUGCUGCCGGGCCUGCUGAAAACUGUGCACGCCAACAAGAACAUGCCCCUACCCCUCAAGCUGUUCGAGGUGCAGGAUGUCGUGCUCAGGGACACAGACUCAGAAGUGGGAGCCAUCAACCGGCGACACGUCUGUGCCAUCCACUACGGCAAGACUCCCGGCUUUGAGGCAGUGCACGGCCUCCUGGACAGGGUGAUGCAACUGCUCGAAGUCUCGUUUGGACACGGGGACGACCAGUACCACAUAAGGCAGGCCAAAGACGAGAGCUUCUUCCCCGGUCGCUGUGCGGAGGUGGUGGCUCGUGGCAGCGUGGUGGGCAGGCUAGGAGUGCUCCAUCCAGACGUCAUCACGGGCUUUGACCUGGCGCUGCCGUGCGCUGCCCUCGAAAUUAAUCUGGAGCCAUUCCUCUAGCCUCGACGACAAGAAUAAAGGAUACUCGGUUUAUGCGCACA
Ixodes scapularis (black-legged tick) is the source of this 1968-nucleotide messenger RNA. RefSeq names its product phenylalanine--tRNA ligase beta subunit (gene beta-PheRS). Gene Ontology annotation, molecular function: ATP binding; RNA binding; magnesium ion binding. The transcript has 15 exons. NCBI's taxonomy places the organism in Eukaryota, Metazoa, Arthropoda, Arachnida, Ixodida, Ixodidae. Gene Ontology annotation, biological process: phenylalanyl-tRNA aminoacylation. Gene Ontology annotation, cellular component: cytoplasm; phenylalanine-tRNA ligase complex. The record is from RefSeq and is a predicted model, not a curated record. Bases 164 to 1927 code for a protein of 587 amino acids.